This is a messenger RNA of Camelus dromedarius (Arabian camel), 5284 nucleotides long. RefSeq names its product myosin ID (gene MYO1D). Gene Ontology annotation, biological process: vesicle transport along actin filament; actin filament organization. NCBI's taxonomy places the organism in Eukaryota, Metazoa, Chordata, Mammalia, Artiodactyla, Camelidae. The record is from RefSeq and is a predicted model, not a curated record. Bases 99 to 3119 code for a protein of 1006 amino acids. The transcript has 22 exons. Gene Ontology annotation, cellular component: actin cytoskeleton; plasma membrane; microvillus. Gene Ontology annotation, molecular function: actin filament binding; ATP binding; microfilament motor activity.
CGCCGCGUGCCCCCGGACCGGCCCCCGGACCGGCCCCCGCGGCCCGAGUGCGCCCACCUGAGCCGCUCCGCGCCCACCUGAGCCCGCGCGCCGGCGCCAUGGCGGAGCAGGAGAGCCUGGAGUUCGGCAAGGCGGACUUCGUGCUGAUGGACACCGUCUCCAUGCCCGAGUUCAUGGCCAACCUCCGGCUCAGAUUUGAAAAAGGACGCAUCUACACUUUCAUUGGAGAAGUCGUUGUUUCCGUGAACCCUUACAAGUUGUUGAACAUCUAUGGGAGAGACACUAUCGAGCAGUAUAAAGGCCGUGAGCUGUACGAGAGACCGCCUCAUCUUUUUGCCAUCGCCGAUGCUGCUUACAAGGCCAUGAAGAGGCGAUCGAAGGACACUUGCAUUGUGAUAUCAGGGGAGAGCGGAGCUGGUAAAACGGAAGCCAGUAAGUACAUCAUGCAGUACAUCGCGGCCAUCACCAACCCCAGCCAGCGAGCGGAGAUCGAGAGAGUGAAGAAUAUGUUGCUGAAGUCCAACUGCGUCCUGGAAGCUUUUGGAAAUGCCAAAACCAACCGCAAUGAUAACUCAAGCAGGUUUGGAAAAUACAUGGAUAUCAACUUCGAUUUCAAAGGGGACCCUAUUGGUGGACAUAUCAAUAACUACUUAUUGGAAAAGUCCCGAGUGAUUGUGCAACAACCAGGGGAAAGAAGCUUUCAUUCUUUCUAUCAGCUACUGCAAGGAGGUUCAGAGCAGAUGCUGCACUCACUACAUCUCCAGAAAUCCCUUUCAUCCUACAACUACAUUCGUGUCGGAGCCCAAUUAAAGUCAUCUAUCAAUGAUGCUGCAGAAUUCAAAGUAGUAGCUGAUGCCAUGAAGGUAAUUGGCUUCAAACCUGAGGAGAUUCAAACAGCGUAUAAAAUUUUGGCCGCUAUUCUUCACUUGGGGAAUUUAAAGUUUGUGGUGGAUGGUGACACGCCUCUGAUUGAAAAUGGCAAGGUUGUGUCAAUCAUAGCGGAACUGCUGUCGACCAAGACGGACAUGGUGGAGAAAGCCCUCCUUUACCGGACGGUGGCGACGGGUCGAGAUGUCAUCGACAAGCAGCACACGGAGCAAGAAGCCAGCUACGGCAGGGACGCCUUCGCCAAGGCUAUCUAUGAGCGCCUUUUUUGUUGGAUUGUUUCUCGCAUCAACGAUAUCAUUGAGGUCAAGAGCUCUGACACCACGACCCACGGGAAAAACACGGUGAUUGGCGUCUUGGAUAUCUACGGCUUUGAGAUCUUUGACAACAACAGCUUUGAACAGUUCUGCAUCAAUUACUGCAACGAAAAGCUCCAGCAGCUGUUUAUCCAGCUGGUCCUGAAGCAGGAACAAGAGGAGUACCAGCGGGAGGGGAUCCCCUGGAAACACAUCGAUUACUUCAACAAUCAGAUCAUCGUGGACCUGGUAGAGCAGCAGCACAAGGGGAUCAUUCCAAUCCUAGAUGACGCCUGCAUGAACGUGGGCAAAGUCACCGAUGAAAUGUUCCUGGAAGCACUGAACAGUAAACUGGCCAAACACGGUCAUUUUUCUAGCCGGAAGCUCUGCGCCUCGGACAAAAUCCUGGAGUUUGAUCGAGAUUUUCGAAUCCGACAUUACGCCGGGGACGUGGUCUAUUCUGUCAUUGGUUUUAUCGACAAAAACAAAGACACUUUAUUUCAAGAUUUCAAACGCCUGAUGUAUAACAGUUCAAAUCCUGUGCUGAAGAAUAUGUGGCCUGAAGGCAAACUGAGCAUCACAGAGGUGACCAAGAGACCCCUGACCGCCGCCACCUUAUUUAAGAAUUCUAUGAUUGCCUUAGUAGACAACCUUGCAUCAAAGGAACCAUAUUACGUACGUUGCAUCAAACCCAACGACAUGAAGUCCCCGCAGAUAUUUGACGACGAGCGCUGCCGGCACCAGGUGGAGUACCUGGGACUCCUGGAGAAUGUGAGGGUGCGCCGGGCAGGGUUCGCCUUCCGCCAGACGUACGAGAAGUUUCUUCACAGGUACAAAAUGAUCUCUGAGUUCACCUGGCCCAACCAUGACCUUCCUUCAGACAAAGAGGCUGUUAAGAAACUGAUUGACCAUUGUGGUUUUCAGGAUGAUGUAGCUUAUGGGAAAACCAAAAUUUUCAUUCGAACACCCAGAACAUUGUUUACCUUGGAAGAACUCCGUGCCCAGAUGCUCGUAAGGAUUGUCCUCUUCCUACAAAAGGUGUGGCGGGGCACCCUGGCCCGCAUGCGGUACAAGAGGACCAAGGCGGCUCUGACAAUUCUCCGAUACUACCGUCGCUACAAAGUCAAGUCGUACAUCCAUGAGGUGGCCAGACGCUUCCAGGGCAUCAGGACAAUGAGGGACUACGGCAAGCACGUGAAGUGGCCGACCCCACCUAAAGUUCUCCGCCGUUUCGAGGAGGCCCUGCAGGCCAUUUUUAACCGAUGGAGAGCAUCCCAGCUCAUCAAGACUAUACCUGCUUCAGACCUGCCCCAGGUGAGGGCGAAGGUUGCAGCCGUGGAGAUGCUGAAGGGUCAAAGGGCUGACCUUGGGCUCCAGAGGGCCUGGGAGGGCAACUAUCUUGCUUCGAAGCCAGAUACACCUCAGACCUCAGGCACUUUCGUCCCCGUCGCAAAUGAACUGAAACGGAAGGACAAAUACAUGAACGUCCUCUUCUCCUGUCACGUCCGUAAGGUGAAUCGAUUUAGUAAGGUGGAAGAUCGAGCAAUUUUUGUCACUGAUCGUCACCUGUAUAAAAUGGAUCCCACUAAGCAUUACAAAGUGAUGAAGACCAUCCCUCUGUACAAUUUGACUGGUCUGAGCGUCUCCAAUGGAAAGGACCAGCUUGUGGUGUUCCAUACCAAAGACAACAAAGACCUCAUUGUCUGCCUCUUCAGCAAACAGCCAACCCACGAGAGUCGAAUUGGAGAACUGGUUGGAGUCCUGGUGAAUCAUUUCAAGAGUGAGAAGCGCCACCUUCAAGUCAACGUCACCAACCCCGUGCAGUGCAGCCUGCACGGCAAGAAGUGCACCAUCUCCGUGGAGACGCGGCUCAACCAGCCACAGCCCGACUUCACCAAGAACCGCUCGGGCUUCAUCCUCAGCGUGCCCGGCAACUGAUGCUCCGUGGAGCGGGGGCCGCCCAGCCCAGCACCCGGCACCCGGCACCCGGCACUGUCACCGCCAGAAGCCCACUCGCUCACCAGGGUCGUGCUGGGAGGGGCCCCUGCCUCUUACGCGGCUCCUCUCGGAGGUCUUUCCCCACCUCCCCCUGGCUUUCUGCAUUUGUUCUCCAUCUUCCUCUGUCCUGACCAUCCACAGCCCCCUCAAGAAAACAAACCAAAGACCCCUGUGCCCUGCCUGGCCCCCGGAGACCCCCAGACCCCAGCUCCUCUCAGAGGCGCCUCCCGUCAGCGAAGGCUGCCGGGAUGGCCAGGUCAGGUCAGCCUCCCCAGCCGACCCGGUGACCGCGGCUGGCCCCACGAGGGGAGGGUUGGGGAGCCCGGAUGCAGUUUCCAACCAAAGAUGUGCCCCGGGUUAGGGGAGAUGAGCUGAGGAGGUAGUCCUGCUCCCUCCCUGGGCCCAAGCGGUCGCCCUCCUCCGCAGGGUGAUGGCAGGCCCUGUGCCCUGGUUCUGGGAGCUUCUCAGAGCUCCUUGAGGACCCCCUCCCCCCCAGCAGCCACCAAAGCUACCAGGUGAGCGGGUUCACCUGUAGAGCCAGCCUCUCAGCCCAGGAGCCUCUGGUCAGCAAAACCACCGCACCCACCAGCAGUCUGCCCUGCCCGGUGCCUGCCCCCACCCCCACCCCCCGGCCACCCCCUCCAGGGAUCAUCUUACUGAACCGCACAGCCUGGGCCCACACUUGUCUUACACUUACAUUUACAGUUUGCAGGGUGGUCAGUCAGACACCACGUCCGCUGUGCCCACACUGGUGUCAGGAACACUAACAAGAAGAUGGCAUCGGGGGGCUGGGGAGCACUUGGGGGGCUUGCAAGUUUUCCCCUUCCAACACCUCGGCCUCAUACAUAUUUGGAAAAGUAGGACUGGGGCAGAAGGGGAGGAGUACACAGGAAUUUGGGGCAGUGGAGCAACAGAAAACAGAGCGAGGGGCCCUGGCACUGCAGGCCAGGCCAGGAUGCCCACCCCGGCCCUGCACAGAAACCCCCGACCCCGCAGCCGGGGCCCAGGCCGCCAGGCACAUGGAGCGCGCUGGGCCUUGCCGGCCCCCGCCCGGUCACAGCACGUGUGCCCCGGACGCCAUCCUCAGCCCGCCCUCCUCCCGGCCUCGGCUGAGCAGCAGGCCGCACACCUCAGGGCAUCCGGGGCCUCCCAGCCGGGAGCCAUUACACUCAGACACCCUGUGUGGUGAGGGGGCUGAGGACGAGCCCAGGCCCCAGGAGGAGCCAGGCAGGGUGCGAAAGAGGGGCGUGCUGACGUUUUCCUCACUUUCUGCCACAGACGCGGCCCACCCCGCCCGCCUCCUGCCACCCCGACCUCGCAACACAUCCCAAGUGCCUGAGUGCUGCCGCUGGUGCCUCACCCGGUGCCUGCCGCGGCCCCCUGGCCGGCCCCCAGGUGGUCCCAGCAGCCUGGCCUCACGGCUGCCCCACCCCUGCUCCCAGGGCUCGAGCACAUUUGCACCCCGUACAGUUCGCAGCCGAGUCCUGGCCUUAGAAACCCAUUCUCGUUCGCGAGGCCUGGUCAGCUGCCUGCACAGGGCAGAGGUGCCCCCACCCCAGUUCAGCAACACCCAUAGUUUUGCCAGUCGCCCGGACACUAGUCGAACCACCUUAACUGGAACGCCACCUCUCCUUUCCACUUACCUCCCCAAACUUGUUGCUUUACUAGAUACACGCAAAUGUAUGUCCUAGACACACCAAAACUGAACAUGCCAAAUGAGUGCCUUUCAGAGGCAGGAGAGGAGGGAGGUCUGGAGUCCUGCCUCCCCCCCUCCCCUUUUCGGUGUUGCCUCUGGUCCCUGAGCCCAGCGCCUCCCGGCUGAGGGCCAGGGCACUGCCAGCCGGCCGACAAGCACUUUUUCAUGAUGUCCUAAAAGAAGUACCAGUGUGUGGCAACUGAAGAGGGAACCGCAGGUGUGAUCACAGUGCGAGAGGAGCGCAGGAGGACGUGGUGAUUGUACGCAAUGAAGUGUUUCUCUUGAUUUAAUUAAAUGCAGUUUUAUGGUUUGGUGCGUAUAUUCCUAUUUUCCAUUAAAUUAACUUUAUUUCUAAAGCAUAUUUUGAUUUACCAUCAAGAGCAAUAAAGCAUUGAAUCUUAUUUUUAAA